CAAACAAACCGAGCGGCAUAGCUUAUAGCGCGCGCUCUCCGAUUCUUCUCUCACUAUGCAUUUCCUACCGGACGUUCCAAUACCGUAGUAUCGCAAAGUUUUUCGCAAAUCUGCUCUAUAACUCUAGUCUAGUGUUUGAUUUCGCUCGGAGAGACGCAGUGGUGAUGAUGCCGUCGAGUCGGGUAAUUGAGAGACCGUCUAGGCAUAGAGGCCCGUAUAAACGGUAUCUAACUAAAACCCAAGUUGAUCCGAUACCAAGAACCAGUCAUUCGUUGAAGAGAUUCAAAGACAACAUUGUUGAUGACCAACAAGACCAGUUACUGCUGCAGCAGGAUGAUGAGGAAAGAGGAAGAGGUGGAAGAGAUGCAGAAUGUGGUGAAGCAGACAUUGAGAGUGCCAUUCUAUCCGAUUGUAACUCAGUACUGGUCAAUGAUGAGCAUGGUACAGAAAAAUUUGAGGAAGAUAUAAUUAUGUCUGAUGACGAAGACUCAAUAUGGUUAAAUUGUGGACGCUAUGUAGAGCAUGGUACAGGACAGUUUGAGGGAGAUAUUAUGUCCGACGAUGAAGACUUGAACUCAAUAUUGUCAACUGACAGUUAUGAAGAUGAUGUCAAUGAUGAAGGUGCCGAUCCUAAUCAUCAUGGAGGUGUACCACCUGAGGACAAUGAGCCACUUAUUCCAGGAUCAGAUGUGACAAAAUCACAGAGUCUGCUCUUAUUGUUAGCAUUCUCUUUGAAACAUUGUUUGUCGAAGGAAUGCAUGAAAGACCUCCUCGAUUUGCUGAAUACAUUUUUUCCUGGUGUAUUUCCAGCAUCAAAUUAUUUAUUUUUUAAGAACUUUACAGAUUACAAGGAAGUUGUCAAGAUCCAUUUUUAUUGUAGACGCUGCUUGGCCUACAUACAAGAGAAAGACCACUGUGCUGGUAUUACCUCAUGCCCAGAUUGUGGUGAAAGCUUCAUGCCUGAUGUGAAAAAGGGACACUUUUUUCUUUCAUUGUCUAUUAAACAGCAGAUAAAGCAUAUACUUGAAGUAGAAUCUCUGGGUGAAAACCUUAUUGACAGAAAUUUAAUUGAGGGAGAUGAUUUAAAAGAUGUCACUUUUGGGCAACAGUACAGACAGCUAUGUCAAAAUGCAAGAUUUGGACCAAACGAUUUGACCAUUCAAUGGAACUGUGACGGAGCACCAGUCUUUAAGUCAAGUGACUAUGCUAUAUGGCCUCUACAUUGCCUAAUAAAUGAGUUGCCUGCAAAACUUAGAACACAACAUAGGUUCUUAGCAACUUUGUGGUUUGGCAACUUAAAGCCAAGAGCGGAUACCUAUUUAAAAGCAUUCGUUGAUGAAAUGGAACAUCUUGGAGUGGAGGGUUUCACUUGGAGCGAUGGUAAUAUAAUGAAACGUUCCAGAGUGGUUACAGCUGUUUGCAUUGCAGAUACAAUUUGUAGACCAAUCAUAAGAAAUUGUGUACAAUUCAACGGAGAGUAUGGUUGUGAUUGGUGUUACCACCCAGGCUCUGUGACAAAAAGAGGGAGAGGGCAUACACGAGCAUACCAACAAGAAGUCCACGAGAUGAGAGACGCUGUUACUCAUCAAGAACAUUCUUUUCAGGCACUAGAUCGCAAUGAAAGGGUAUUUGGAGUAAAUGGACCCUCGCCGUUGAUGUUACUGCCAAAAUUUGACAUUAUUCUAGGAUUUGCACCAGACUACAUGCAUGCAGUUCUGCUAGGUGUGUAUAAACAGUUUGUGCAGUUGUGGAUGUCAUCAAAUAAUCAUCAAUCACCAUGGUACAUAGGAAAGAGCCUUGGGGUACUUGAUAGGCGUUUGUUAUCUAUCUGUCCACCAUCUGAAAUAACUAGACGCCCACGAUCAUUGCGGAUGCGGAAAUUUUACAAGGCCAAUGAAUGGAGAUCUUUUCUAUUGUAUUAUUCAAGUGUUAUCCUUGAAGGGGUACUGCCUACACAGUACAAACGGCACUGGGAUCUGCUUGUUGCUGCCAUGCACAGCCUUCUGCAAGAUAAUAUUAAAUAUGAAGAAAUAGAUAGGGCUGAGGCACAAAUCCAGCAGUUUACUAGAAAGGCAGUAGUGCUUUAUGGUCUAGAACACAUGACCUUCAACGUACAUCAAUUGGAGCACCUACCUGGUUGUGUGCGAAGAUGGGGACCGCUGUGGGCAACAUCCGGCUUUGUGUUUGAAGCACAAAAUGGUGUUCUCUUGAAGUUUUACAAAGGUACCCAAUAUGUUCCCCAGCAAAUAUAUGAUCAUUAUGUGUUGAAACAGAGUUUAAGGGAUGCAGAAUCAAAGAAAACAAUGCUAGGGGCAUCGCAGUCAGUUGAAAUGAUGUUUUCAAAGCUUACUACAAAUAAAAAGUUCCCUAGAGGUCAUGUGCACAUUACAAAGGAUGUUGUUGUCUGUGGUGUGGCGAAGUACAGGGAGCUUAGGCCAUCUGAGCAAUUAGCAAUUGAAACUCACCUAGGUAAAAUGGUAGGCAGAAAGAGAGUUCAGCUUUACAACAGGUUCAUUGUGAAUAACACUAUGUAUCAUUCCACAAGCUACAGUAGGGCAACAAAAUCCAUCAAUACUACAUUCCAAGAGAAAACCGGCACAUUAUGGGAGAUUAACUGUCUUGUGGCAUGGAAAGACUGUGAACAUGUUGGGUUCUGCAAUUGUCUGCAAAACAUAGUUGUUCUCGCAAAACAGUUGAAGCCGCUGUCAUCAUCAAACAGAAUCCAGGAGCGGUAUAUCAAGCUUGUAAAAAAACAUUUCAUCAGGGCUUUCGAUGCAAAGGACAUAAUCAGAAAGGCGGUCCAAAUGAAUGUGGCGGGGAAAAUGUAUGUAGCACCCUUGCCAAAUAAACUUGAAUGCGAUUAAAAAUAUUACAACGGAGGACAGGGCAAUUUUUGUUAUUCAACCUUCACCAGCAAGAGCAUUUCAACCUGUGUCAUCCGGACUUACCAAGCUUUCUGGGGUGUGACCAAGUCAAUACCAAUGUCCUCAAUGAGCAGAAGGUUUUCACCAGACACAGCAGGAAACAAAUCUUGAACAGAUAAGUACUUGAUGAUAUUUGUAAAUUUGACAAAUUGUGGCAAAGACAAACCAAACCAGUCACUCGUCACAAAUCCCGUUUCAGAUAUAAUUGCCAAAACAUGCUGGAAUGUCAAAAUUUAUGAAAUCUAUUUUAUCAUAUUAAACUAACCUUUAUGUUGAUUUGGUGAUGGUUUCUGCCAGAGAAAAAAAUCAUUACCUUUGUGGGCUGUUUUUUCAUAUAUUGUUCUUUUAACAGCUGUAUGUUAAACUCCUGUUACUUCAUAACGAAAUGUAGGAUUUAAAUUAUUCUUUUACCACUUUAUAGUGCUCAUUUUACUGUUUAACCCUGUAUUUGUGACGAGUGACUUGUUUGGCUUGUCUUUUCCACGAUUAGUACAUAAAGGUUUUGGGAGUGCACCUCAAUAAUCAAAUAUUCACUCAUGUUUUAAUAGGUGGUAAGGUGGCUGCUGGGUUCCGUUGAAUCCGCCACUGUGGAGAAUAUUUUGGAGAACAAGUUUGACUAUUGUACAGACUUGGUUAACGCUGACUGGCCAAAUAUAAAUGUAAAAAAGAAGCUUGUGUAUGUCAUCACCCACUCGUAAAGAUGCUCAAACAAACUCAAAUAGCAAAGUAGCAACAAUCAUUUUAAGCAUUUUGUUUAUUAACUGGUUCGUUUUGUUAAUGUGAGGUAUAUUCCUGUCUAAUUCGAUCAUCAUUUUAAGCCCUUGGAGGGAUUGGCGACAGUGCAUCCAUGAGAGUUCAUUCUAGGUAUUGAGUUAACAAUAAUUUUUAGAAUAGCUGUGCCUGGGUGUAUCUCUUAAGUUGAGUCCUUUAUAGGACUGGCCGAUAUGCACUAUACCAAAGCUCAUUUUUUAAUGCAUUAUCACGAAGCUAGGGCUUAUUUUGUAUUUUUUUCUAAUACUAUUACACCCCACAAGUGAUUAUAGGCUAUACGAUAGACUUUUGUUUGUAGCAACAAGCGACUGAGCAUGACAGCGGUCUACUAGUAAACAAUAAAAUCAGUUUUAUUGGAAAAUUAAUUUGUGUACAGUGGCUUUUACAUUUGUAAUUUGUUUGAUUAUGACCAUCUAUUUAAUUUUUCAGAUGUUUUGAUUAAUGGAGUUUGGAACAAGAUUGCAUAUUACGAUACCAACCAAAGAGUAU
This is a messenger RNA of Anneissia japonica, 4184 nucleotides long. RefSeq lists its product as uncharacterized. The coding region runs from base 165 to 2864 and encodes 899 amino acids. NCBI's taxonomy places the organism in Eukaryota, Metazoa, Echinodermata, Crinoidea, Comatulida, Comatulidae. The record is from RefSeq and is a predicted model, not a curated record. The transcript is spliced from 5 exons.